This is a messenger RNA of Cutaneotrichosporon cavernicola, 237 nucleotides long. RefSeq lists its product as uncharacterized. NCBI's taxonomy places the organism in Eukaryota, Fungi, Basidiomycota, Tremellomycetes, Trichosporonales, Trichosporonaceae. The coding region runs from base 1 to 237 and encodes 78 amino acids. The transcript has a single exon. The record is from RefSeq and is a predicted model, not a curated record.
AUGAACAACACCGAUCGCAUGAGGAUCCGCUACGCGCAGCUCCAGUGGUUCCGGAACGGUAAGGCGGCUGGCGAGCCCUGGCCCCCUUCGCCUCCCGACUCGCUGCGCCUGUGGACUCCCAAGCACAUCUGGGACCAGCAGAAGCACGGCCACCACUCGGACUCGACUGUCCUCAACGUGUCUCAUGACGUGCCCGCGUCGCCCGAGAUCGGCACUUUGCGCACCCACGGGGAAUAA